AUGACCUUCGAGAGUUGUCUUCUGAAGUGGAAGAACAUUCAUCUUGGCCGGAAAUGGUUCGACUGUGCAGAAUGCCAUGCUGAACAAGAAGACCACCCCCUAUUGCAGAGCUUUGAUAUGACUUUUAUAUGCAAGAAAUGCAAAAAGGCCUUUCGGAAGAACACGAAAGAAUGGGAGGAGAGUGAUGAGUACUGUCCAAACUGCGACAAUCAUUUUGUCAUUGAUGCGGUUACCCCGAAGGCGGCUUUGAAGGUCGAGAGUGGGGAUACGAGGGUGGAUGCGAGAAUGAUCAAAGACGAGAGAGUGAGACAGUCGAACCAGCAAUCAAUAUUUGACAUCAAAGGAGGAACGGAGCGGUUGGGCUGA
Messenger RNA from Cladophialophora bantiana CBS 173.52, 366 nucleotides. RefSeq lists its product as uncharacterized. Bases 1 to 366 code for a protein of 121 amino acids. NCBI's taxonomy places the organism in Eukaryota, Fungi, Ascomycota, Eurotiomycetes, Chaetothyriales, Herpotrichiellaceae. Gene Ontology annotation, cellular component: mitochondrial intermembrane space. Gene Ontology annotation, biological process: protein import into mitochondrial intermembrane space. Gene Ontology annotation, molecular function: zinc ion binding. The record is from RefSeq and is a predicted model, not a curated record. The transcript is spliced from 5 exons.